Messenger RNA from Racocetra persica, 443 nucleotides. The record is from the annotation of a GenBank genome assembly. NCBI's taxonomy places the organism in Eukaryota, Fungi, Glomeromycota, Glomeromycetes, Diversisporales, Gigasporaceae.
CUGUCAAAAGAAACCAAGUUCCCUUCACAGAUUACCUUAAUGUAAUUGAAGAAGUUAAGUUUAGAGCGUCUAAUAUUUUUAAUGGAAAUAAAAUUCACAAAAAAGAUUCAAUGAAAUAUAUCAAGAAUCUUUUAAAGAAUGAUUUUUAUUAUAAAAUAACAGAAGUUGAAAUUCAAAAGACUUUCAAGGAAUUUUUGAAUUCUAAAGGAGAAGAACCCAACCAAAUUUUGUGUGAAACAUGUGAAAAUGACAAUUACGAAUCUUGUAGUCACAAACACAAAGAAAUAAAUUUUCUAGAAGUAGUCGGAUUUUUUCAAUUUUCAAAAAAAUAUUGUGAUCGUGAUCAUGAUCAUUAUUUUAUAGUUAGUAAUUUCAUUCAAAAUAAAUGGGUUUCUAGAAUAUUAGAAGAAUAUCAUAUAUUACAAAACAUUAUGACAAAGUGA